Westerdykella ornata is the source of this 507-nucleotide messenger RNA. RefSeq lists its product as uncharacterized. The transcript has a single exon. Bases 1 to 507 code for a protein of 168 amino acids. NCBI's taxonomy places the organism in Eukaryota, Fungi, Ascomycota, Dothideomycetes, Pleosporales, Sporormiaceae. The record is from RefSeq and is a predicted model, not a curated record.
AUGAGUUUGGGGCUGGAGCGGCUCGUCCGCACGACGAGCCACGGUGAGGGUAUUAAGGGUAGAGCAGUAUUGGAGAGGAAAGAUUGGAUAUGCGGACCCUGGGGUGCUGCUGAAAGCUGGGCGAUGCCCAUGCAUGCUCUGAUUACGAUGAGUUCGAUGCAGGCGGCCAGAUGGGGAACACCUGGGCAGCACAACCCAUUUCUGGACGCCUACCAAGAGCAAUACGGAGUACGGUCCCUGACGGGCUGUCCGCUCGUCCCGUCUCCUCUAUCGGGCACUCCAAGCAGCCACGACGAGGCUUACUCCCUGGUCGGUCGAUGCCAGCGCAGUGGAACAUGCUGCACGACAGGCGACGACUGUGAUGGGGAAUCGAGCCGUCUGCGAGCCCUGAUUUGCUCUGCUCUAAAAUGUCCUCAGCGGCAAGUGUCCGCACACGUAGGCUGCUCGGAAAUGAACAUGCACCGUAAAAACAUUGUCGGCGACAAAGAAGACAUGGCGGGUUCGUAA